Adineta steineri is the source of this 1932-nucleotide messenger RNA. Lineage: Eukaryota; Metazoa; Rotifera; Eurotatoria; Adinetida; Adinetidae. The record is from the annotation of a GenBank genome assembly.
AUGCAAACAGUAAAUCAACGAAAUCGAGAUGCAGGUGUUCCAAUCGAUGUUCAAUAUGCUGAUAUUGAUUAUAUGGAUGCAAAUAAAAUAUUCACAAUCGAUCCUGUCAAUUACCGUGGUUUGAGAGAAUACUUUUUACAACUGAAUACUAAUGGCAUAAGAAUCAUUAUCAUGUUGGAUCCGUUCACGAUCGAUGAUCAAAAGUACUACACUCCAACCAUUGAAGGGAUCAAACAGGAUGUUUUUAUUAAAUGGGAAAAUGGAUCUUUAAUGAAAGGCGCUUGUUGGCCAGGUGAAGUUUUCUCUCCAGAUUUUUUUACCAAUCGAACACACAUUUGGUGGGCACAGAUGAUCACAGAUUUUCGUCGUGUUAACUUGACUUUUGAUGGAGUUUGGCUCGAUAUGAAUGAACCGGCUAUGUUUGGUACAAAUGAGGAUGCACCAUGGAAUUGGAAUAUAACUAGAAGCAAUCAUACAUUAAAAUGUCCGCUAAGCACUUGGGAUGAUCCACCUUAUCGUACGAAGGCGGUAUUUCGUUACGAUGAAUCAGUGAAUCGAACUUCACGUCUCUCCGAUCAUACUCUUUGUAUGUCUGCUAUACAGGGUGAAAUUGAUUCAGAGACAGGCAAAGCGAUGUAUCGUCAUUAUGAUGUACACAGUCUCUAUGGAUGGAGUCAAACAAAACCUACAUUAGAUAUAAUACGAUCACUCACUGGACAACGAAGUUUACUAUUACCACGUUCGACUUUUGUUGGUUCUGGCCAAUGGAGUGCUCAUUGGCUGGGUGAUAAUGCAGCACUAUGGAGUGAAAUGAAAUUAUCAUUAAUUGGAUUAGUUGAAUUUAAUUGGUUCGGUAUUCCGAUGGUUGGUGCAGAUAUUUGUGGUUUUGAUCAAAUCCCUACACAAGAAAUGUGUACACGAUGGCAACAAGUCGGUGCUUUUUAUCCACUCGCACGAAAUCAUAAUAUCUGGAAAUUACCUGAUCAAGAUCCGGGUGCAUGGGAACCUUCAGCCACAGCUAUUAUGGUUUCUGCUUUGCGUAUUCGAUACACACUUCUUCCUCAUUAUUAUACGUUAUUUUACAAAGCUCACACACAAGGUUCCACUGUUAUUCGGCCAUUAUUUCAUGAAUAUCCCACAGAUAAGAUAACACUCGAUAUUUAUUUACAAUUUCUAGUUGGAUCUCAUAUUAUGAUAGCACCCGUGACUGAUGAUGGGGCUAGAGAAGUUCAAGUCUAUAUUCCUGCAUCGAAGUGGUAUGAUUACUAUACAGGUGUUCCUGUCACUGUUCAAGCACAAUAUACUACCUUACAAGCACCUUUGACUACGAUUCCGAUUUUGCUCCGAGGUGGAAUAAUCAUUCCUACUCAACUCUAUGCAAAUAAUACUAAAUAUUCGCGAAUGAAUCCAUUCAAUCUGAUCAUUGUAUUAGAUUCGAAUGGCAAUGCUGAAGGAGAUUUAUUCUAUGAUGACGGUGAAACAAUUGAUACGAUUGAAACAAACGCUUACUUUUAUGCAAUAUAUAAAUGGUCAUCACAAUGUCGUCAACUAAAGAUUGAGAUCAUCAAAAAUAAUUAUGCUCAAAUGUCCAAUUUGAUCUUAAACUCGUUAACAUUCUACGGAUUAAGUGGAGUUUCAUCGAAUAUUAUAGUAAACGGUAAACAAAUGCCAGUAAUUCAGAAAUCUCAAACACAAAUUAUGGAAGUUAUCGGAUUAGGAUUAUCCAUGAGUAAGAAUUACACAUUAAUGUGGCUGCAACAAAAUGAAACAUGGUCUAGCAACGAUCAAAACAAUGCCGCAUGCAAUUGGAAAUCAACUUAUACUACAAGUCCUACUAGUAUAUCCCUAAGAAGUGAAAGCCCUUACACUAUAUAUUCGAAAAAUACAUUUUUUUGUUUUUUUAUUCUUUCCCUCUUCAAUUUACUUCAUUGA